This is a messenger RNA of Labeo rohita (rohu), 1714 nucleotides long. RefSeq names its product snurportin 1 (gene snupn). Gene Ontology annotation, molecular function: protein binding; nuclear import signal receptor activity. Gene Ontology annotation, biological process: protein import into nucleus; snRNA import into nucleus. Gene Ontology annotation, cellular component: cytoplasm; nucleus. The transcript is spliced from 9 exons. Lineage: Eukaryota; Metazoa; Chordata; Actinopteri; Cypriniformes; Cyprinidae. Bases 192 to 1286 code for a protein of 364 amino acids. The record is from RefSeq and is a predicted model, not a curated record.
UGCGUUUCAACGCGUGUUUCUCUGCAGAAGUAGGUGUUUGUGUAUUUCGCUGUUGUGAUUUUCCAAUUCCGUACUGUAUUUCUCUUACUCUUUUAAAUCAUGACUAAAGAAUUUUAAGAGCAGCUUUGAUGGGAUUGUGAUCACGUGUUUCUGCCUGCGUUCCCUGCCUGCACUUGGUUUAUCUGACCACCAUGGAUGCUCUGACCCAGGCUCUCUCCUCCAGCUUCUCUGUUUCCAGAGAACCAAACAGCACUUCUGCUCCUCAUCCACGCCUGGCCCAGUACAAGAGCAAAUACAGCGUCCUAGAGCAGAGUGAACGGCGCAGGAGGUUCCUGGAGCUGCAGAAAGAGAAGAGGCUAAACUACGUGAAUCACGCCCGUCGACUGGCUGAUGGAGACUGGACUGGAGCUGACAGCGAGGAUGAGGAGAAUGAAGAGAAGAAGAGUAAGCAGCAGCUGGAGAACAGCGCUGAUGAAGAAGGGAUGGAGAUCGAGCAGAGGAAAAAGCUGCCGAAGUAUUAUGCCAAUCAGCUAAUGCUGUCAGAGUGGUUGGUGGACAUCCCUGCAGAUCUGAGCUCUGAUUGGCUGAUGGUGGUUUGUCCCAUUGGAAAGCGUUCCCUCGUUGUUGCCUCCAAGGGAUCCACAUCAUCUUACACCAAAAGCGGCUACUGUGUCAAUCGAUUCCCUUCUCUCAUUCCUGGUGGCAACAGACACAACUCUGCACUAGGAAAAGAUUACACCAUCCUAGAUUGCAUCUACAGUGACGUAGACAGAACAUACUACAUCCUGGACGUCAUGUGCUGGAGGGGACAUCCUGUGUAUGACUGCUCAACAGAGUUCCGGUUUUACUGGCUGCAGUCUAAAGUGGAAGAGGUUGAAGGUCUUUCUGAAAUUUCCAAGAUAAAUCCUUUCCGAUUUGUGAGUCUGAACAGCAUCAACUGUUCUACAGAGUCCAUCCAGACGGCUCUUGCACAUGAGUACACCUUUACAGUGGACGGGCUUCUUUUCUACCACAAGGAGACCCACUACACCCCUGGCAGCACGCCGCUGGUCGGCUGGCUCAGACCCUAUAUGGUUGCAGAUAUCUUGGGUAUCGAGGUGCCACAGAGUCCCCUCACCAACAAGCCUGAUUAUGCCAGCCACCAACUUCAGCAGAUCCUGGAGCACAAGAAAACCUCUACUGAAGUUCGACCGGCCGACCAAAAUGGCCGAUAUGAACUGGAACACCUGUCCACACCAGAGACACAGAACUCUCACAGCGCUCAGAAAGAGAGCAUGGAGGUCUGAGAACUUCUGCAUGAAUUUUUUUUUAGAGAGCACUUUUCACAAGCAUCUGUAUGACCGUGAAGAUGAUUUCAUUUCAGGAGAACGCAGAUGUCAGUGAGUUUUUAAUUGCUGCCUGUAUUUAAAAUUGCAAUUCAGUUCUAAGUAACUCAGAUGGAACUUUUUCUGUAACCGUAAUCGCAAAAAAGAAACUGUUCUGCUUUUUUUUGCAGAUAUUAUUUUAAGAAACAUCUAGGUAAACCAUCAAGCUCUGCUGAUUUCACCUACUGUGUUUAGUCAUGCAUCUUCAUUGGAUUUUAUAUAUAGCUUUUUAAUUAAAUCUUUUCUGUAGAAGAUCAGAUCAUUAAGAUUUAGCUGGUGGAUAAACCUAUGAAUAAUUUUUUUAAAUUUGUGUUAUGACUUCAAUAAAGUUUUACUGUCUGUUUAGUUUA